AUGGACGCCAUCCACAACUUCGGCCUUGCAGCUCGCAGAAUACAUGUGAACUCUAAUGCCACAUGUGAUAUGCCUACACAUCUCUACGAAGAUGCCACGGAACCGUUUGUGGGCAAGUUGAGCUUCUACCAUUUCAACAUGAUUCUAUCUGGUAGCUGUACGGCAGUGACCUUUGUGGCGGUCUUUGCAUUGAUGUCCCUCCACGCCAAUCGACUAAGCAAUCCUAAUGAACAGUUGAAAAUCAUGAGAAUCUGCACAAUGCUUCCACUGUAUUCAAUCUUCUCAUUCCUAUCUAUCUGUUUCCCUAACGCAUACGUUUACCUGAAUGGAUGGAUAGAAGUUUUCCAGGGAGUUGCGCUCUAUUCAUUUUUGAUGCUUCUUUGCGACUUUCUUGCUCCUAAUGAUCAGAGCCGGAUUUACUUUUUCUCUUCUCUUCAGAUUUCUGAAAGGUCGAAGAAGAGCGAAACAACAAAUGGCCUGACUUGGCUUCGGAAAACUUGGUACAAGGUGAUUCAGUACCCAAUUAUCGCAUUCAUUAUUGCUAUUAUUGAAUGUAUCACUCAAUCAAGGGGGGUUUAUUGCCUUGGAGGCCAUAGCGUCAAAUUCGCUCAUAUCUGGCUCAACAUCAUCCAGCUCAUUUCUGUUUUCCUGGCUAUUUCUUCGAUUCUUCGGUUUUACAAGAAUACGAAAUCUUAUAUGCAAGAGCAGAAGCCACUCACAAAACUGCUGGCCUUCAAACUCAUUGUUGGCCUAGUUUUUCUAGAAAAGAUCAUUUUUACUGCCCUCGAAACUAAAAAUGUCCUCAGCACAUCUUCGACAAUGACCUAUGCAGACCUCCAUAUCGGCCUCCCUACAAUGAUUAUUUGCAUUCAAAUGGUCCCUUUUGCAUUCUUCUUCCACUACGCCUACGGUACAGGCCAUUACAUUAUUACAGGAUCCUCCGCACCUUUCCAGAUGUCACAGCAAUAUAUUGCUGUAGACUCUAAUGUUGAAAGUGGCGAAGACCACCAGAGAAGAUAUCAGGGUGGUCCUCUGGGAAUCUAUGCUUGGAUUGCGCUUAUCAAUCCGGUGAAUUUCUUCAGUGAAAUCAAGUCAGCGCAAGCUUUGCUGCGUGGUGGUGAUAGUAUGUCGAUGGAUAAUGCAAGAUAA
Penicillium taxi is the source of this 1149-nucleotide messenger RNA. Its product is annotated as OSTA/TMEM184 family protein. Lineage: Eukaryota; Fungi; Ascomycota; Eurotiomycetes; Eurotiales; Aspergillaceae. Bases 1 to 1149 code for a protein of 382 amino acids. The record is from RefSeq and is a predicted model, not a curated record. Gene Ontology annotation, biological process: transport. Gene Ontology annotation, molecular function: transporter activity. The transcript is spliced from 6 exons.